Messenger RNA from Prorocentrum cordatum, 672 nucleotides. Lineage: Eukaryota; Dinophyceae; Prorocentrales; Prorocentraceae. The record is from the annotation of a GenBank genome assembly.
AUGCCGGCGCAAGGGGGGGACGCGCACCUCCGUGACGCCAAGGCGAAGCUAUCUAAGAGCAGCGGCGACGACACGGUGUCGUCCGUGGAGCCAACCUUUGCGGCGGACGCCUCGGUCAGGACGUCCAUCCUGGCAGAUGUCGCGGAGAAGGCGGGGCUCCGCCCCAUGUUCGCGAACAAGGACUCUAUGAAGGAGAAAGUGUGGGAGGCCCUCAAGAAAAAGGAGUACAACGUUGCGGACUUCUACCACAAGACAGGCAUCUGGCGAACCAUCGCCACGAACCCGGUCUUCGAGAAUAUUACGUUGUUGGUGAUAUUCGUCAACGCGCUUUGGAUUGCCAUCGACACCGACAUGAAUCCAGCGUCAACGCUGCUUGAUGCCGAGCCGAUAUUUCAGAUAGUGGACCACGCCUUCUGCUGGUAUUUUUCCUUCGAGUGGUACGUCCGGUUCAGUGCGUUCAAACGCAAGAGAGACGGGAUGAAGGACGCCUGGUUCUGCUUCGACUCGUGUCUGGUGUUCAUGAUGGUCGCUGAGACGUGGGUGAUGACAAUCGUUCUGCUGUGCCUCGACAGCGGCGGCGGGGGCGGCCUGGGCGGCGCCUCGAUCCUCCGACUGUUCCGGCUACUGCGGCUUUCCCGCCUGGCGCGGAUGUUGCGGUCUGUGCUUGGCUGA